CCUGCGGUUCUGCCCGGCUCGUGCGGAGCCCUGGGAGCCUCCCCCGGAGCUGGAGAAGAGUUUUGUGUCUCUCGGCUCUGGGCAUGCGCAGAUGGCGGGGGAGGGAGAGUCCCGCAUGCGCAGAGGCAGCGCUCACCCGCUGCUGCUCCCUGGCGCUGCGGGGCCGGGCGGAGCAGGAGGGUCUGUGCCGGGGAGACCCAUUAACCCCCCGUGCCCGGCCCGCGCCCUGCUCCCGCUGGGGCCGCCCCGGGCUCUGCCCGCCCCGCUGCGGCGCUGCAGCCUCCAGGGGCCGGUGACUUUUGAGGAGGUAGCUGUGUAUUUCACCAGGGAAGAGUGGGCUCUGCUGGACCUCACUCAGAGAGCCCUGUACAGGGAUGUCAUACAGGAGAACUAUGAGACGGUGAUCUUUCUAGUAGGAUUUCCAAUUUCCAAACCUGAUGUGAUCUCGCAGCUGGAACAAGGGGAAGAGCCUUGGGUCCGAGACCUCCAGGGCUCUGAGAAAGAAGUGCUCCUGAGAGCUGCCUGCACAGGGAGUGACCUAUGUCUGGAUUCUCUCUGUCUCCCAUCAGGUGAUGGGAUGGUGAGUGAGAAUGAGGAGGAGAAAUCCUGUCAGGAAGGUGCUGAGCAAGUAGAGCCACAUGGAACGUUAUCAGGAAGAUCUAAAGGGAAUGUUUCCGGGAGUUGUGCACUCCAAGAAAAAGAAAAAGCCUGUGAGACUGAGGAGAGGCCAGAGGAAAACUUUAGUAGCCACUCAGACCUUAUAACACGCGACAGAAUCAACUUGGAAGAGGCACACUACACAUGCCAUGAGUGCGGGAAAAGCUUCAAUCGGAGCUCUGCCCUUAUCACACAUCGUAGAAUCCACACAGGAGAGAUGCCCUACAUAUGCUCUGAGUGUGGGAAAAGCUUCAGUUGGAGGUCACACCUUAUCACACAUCGUAGAAUCCACACAGGGGAGAAGCCCUACACAUGCUCUGUGUGUGGGAAAUGCUUCAAUCGGAGCUCACACCUUAUCACACAUCGUAGAAUCCACACAGGAGAGACGCCCUACAUGUGCUCUGAGUGUGGAAAAAGUUUCAAUCACAGCUCUACCCUUAUCACACAUCAGCGAAUCCACACUGGAGAGACGCCCUACACAUGCUCGGAGUGUGGGAAAAGCUUCAAACAGAGCUCAAACCUUAUCACACAUAGGAGAAUCCACAUGGGUGAGAAACCUUAUGGAUGCUCUGAGUGUGGGAAAUGCUUCAUUUGUCGUUCAGGCCUCAUCUUACAUCAGAGAAUCCACACCGGAGAGACGCCCUACACAUGCUCCGAGUGUGGGAAAAGCUUCAGUUGCAGCUCACACCUUUUCAGACAUCAGAGAAUCCACACAGGGGAGACACCCUACUCAUGCUCUGAGUGCGGGAAAAACUUCAAUCAGAGCUCAAACCUUAUCACACAUCGUAGAAUUCACACAGGAGAGACAUCCUACAGGUGCUCUGAGUGCGGGAAAAGCGUCAGUCACAGCUCUGCCCUGAUCACACAUCAGAGAAUCCACACAGGAGAGACGCCCUACACAUGCUCUGAGUGCAGGAAAAGCUUUAGUCGGAGCUCACACCUUAUCAGACAUCAUAGAAUCCACACAGGAGAGAAGCCCUACACGUGCUCUGAGUGUGGGAAAAGCUUCAAUCGGAGCUCACACCUUAUCACACAUCGUAGAAUCCACACAGGAGAGACGCCCUACACGUGCUCUGAGUGUGGAAAAAGUUUCAAUCACAGCUCAAACCUUAUCUCACAUAGGAGAAUCCACAUGGGAGAGAAACCCUAUACAUGCUCUGAAUGCAGGAAAAGCUUCAAUCAGCGCUCAAGCCUUAUUAGACAUCAGAAAAUCCACAUGAGAGAGAACUGUAAUAAAUCCCUUGACUAGGGCUGGCCAAAAAUUUUGUUUAAAAAAAUCACAUUUGCUAAUUCCCACAUAGUGAUUUUUGCACCAUGUUCACCAUGGUAUCUCAGCUCCACCAGAUGAGUUGCCUGCUUCUGCCUUUUGCAGCUCACCCUUCUUUGGGGUCAGUCCUGUGAUCUUUUCUAUCAACUCCUUUCCUUUUGAGUCGUAGGAGUGUGUGUCCCUCCAGCCAGGAAUGUUCAUCAGCUCCCGGAGGGGGAGAGAGAUUUGAUCCCAACAAGCUACACUGAGGCAAAAACUGCCCGUGCCUUACAUCCACUAGGACUGUACAUGGCGUUGGCUGCUCAAGUUAGUGAUCUUGGUGUAAAAAGACAAUUAUCGUUGUAGAGCAGAUGCAGCCCAGCUGCAGUGUUUGACAUUAACUUUCCCCUUGACCUGACCUAAACUCCAUCACUUUUCCUAGUCUAAACAAACCCUAACCAUCACGGUUAUACUGUUCCCCCAUUUUAAAGCAAUUGUUAAUCAUCAAGUUCCCUCUUCAGGAACAAAUUGUUUCAUUCCCAGUUGUUCUGAUGCUGCUUCAGGUUGUGCUGGAGAGCAGAUAUUUUUAUUACCAUUUUCCUCACUUAAAAUAUAUUGAACUAUAACAAAGUGCAGGAAGAGGGCAGGGAUAGGGAAAAAUGUCAUUUCACCCUCUGUAACAACAGAAGAAGAUAGAGUACGUCAGAGGGAUUCCCUUAUUCCCCAUCACCAUCCCAAUCCCCCUGUUGUUCAGUUUGUUAGGUCAAUAUUUUUUCUAAAGGGCUGGGAAGAGGAUUCCCUAGUAAAUGACUUGGAACUAAGCAAAAUACCCAUGCAUUGGGCUCCCAAAGCAGUUGUGGCACGGGCUCUGCAGGAGGUCGCUCUUGAAGAUAUCUCCUUCCUAAUCAGGUGCAUGUUGCCUAUUAUUUGGGAAAUGCAAUCCCUAUCUAGGUAGAGAUGGGGAAAAUGGAAGUGACAUUUCUGUUCAGCUCAUCGCUACUGAUAUGUUGUGUGGUUGGUGAAGAAUUCUAUGCCAGAGAAGUGUAAAAUUAUUCCAAGUAAGGUCAAAGAUUUGACAAGACCUCAGGUAGAAAUAGCCGGUACUAGUAGUUGAUUUUCACUCCAGAGAUGAACACUAUGUUGACCUAUGGCCCAGGAAGAGUAUUUUUAUAACACUGCUCCCUUGUUAAGUGGCAUUGAUCACACUCCUAAAGGAUGCCAUGAUUAAAUUGAGCACAACUGUCUUUUACCAUUUGGAUCCAAAGUUUCAUUAAUCACAGAGAGAAACAGCUGAUUCCUUCAGAGCCAUUCUAUGCCUGCUUGGAGCAAUGCUGAGCUGCUGGUCCUCAUCAGCAUUUGGGGAGAGGAGGCUGUCUAUUCCCAGCUGUGCUCCAGCUGUAGGAAUUAUGAUACCUAUGGACAGAUUUCAUGAUGCAUGAGAGAAAGGGGCCAUGACUGGGACACUCUGCAAUGCAGGAUCAAAGUGAAGGAGCUGUGGAACUCCUACUCCAUUUCGCAGGAGGCAAACUGCCACUCUGGUGCUGCACCCACAAGCUCCCGGUUCUACAAAAAGCUGGAUGCGAUACUCGGUGGUGACCCCACCUCCACUGCAAAGGCCACUGUGGAUACUUCGGUGGCUCACAUGCCAGUCGAGAGUGGACCGAGCCAGGAGCAGGAAAUCUUGGAUGAGGCUGUAGAGGCAGAGGGAGACCCAGAGGCAGAGGGUGAGUCGGAGGUCAGGGAUGCAUGCAGCCAGGAGUUCUCCUCUACCCCAGAGGAGGCUAGACAGUCACAGCUGUCGGAGCUUGGCCAAGUGGAAACAGGAGAGGAAGCCCCUGAUAUGACCUUGGGAUCCCAGCCUCUCUCUUUGUUACUGCCGGCUGAACAGCUGUGCAGAAUUAGAAAGCGGCCAUGAAGAACUAAAGAGAACUUUUCUGCAUGAUGUCAUGAUGCACCCUGUUGCUGAAAAACACAGACCGAAAGGAGAACACGGUGCACCAGAAUGAAGCCAUGGAACGGCUCUUAAAUGUUAUGGAGUGCCAAGCAGACAUGCUCCAGGCGCUACUAGCACUGCAAACCAAGCAGCUCCAUGACCGCCCUCCCCGGCAUCUGCUGUCACAAAACUCUUUCCCCCAGACAGUGCCAACACACUCUUAGCAACCUCCUGGCUCCAGUCUGUAAGCCGCUGCAUUCCACUCCUGCCCCAUCACAGUCCAACCCUGUGGACGCUCAGUACCCAGUGCACUCAACACCUGUCCCUCUGUAGUUUAUUCCUGCUGAAGUACAGUACCCGCUGCUGUGUACUCCAAAGGAUAAGGUUGCAUAUGAUACCCGGAUAUACACAACUCUUUAACCGUCAUUGGACCCCACCUCCUCAUGGGACCCUCCCUUCCACCAUCCCCCAUCCCCCACAGUGCUGAUGUGCUUUUUUUUCUCUCCUCCGGUGGUUGCUUUUUAAUAAAAGAAUAGUUUUGGUUUGAAAGCAAUCGUCAUUCCAUUAAUUGAAAGCAAACAGAGCCUUGCAAAGAAACACGCAAUUCUCUUAAACCUUUGUGAUGCAUCAUCUGCACCAAUCACAAUCAUCUCUUAGCAUUACAAGCACUGCAGUCCCAUGUAUAGCAAUAAAUAUUAGUGGCUUUCAGCUUCAAAUUGCUGCCUCAAGGCAUCCCUGAUCCUAUUGACCCACGCUUCACCCCUCUAAUAGCCCAGGUCUCUGGCUGUUGAAAUUCAGCUUCCAGGUGCUGAGCCUCAGCUGUCCAGCCCUGAGUGAAGCUUUAACCCUUCCUUUCACAAAUAUUAUGGGGUGUAUAGCACACGGCUAUAAGCAUAGUAAUAUUGUCAUCAGCCAGGUCCAGCCUUAAACAUAGGCAGCGCCGGCGGGCCUUUAAACUGCCAAAAGCACACUCAAUCAUUCUGCACUUGCUCAGCCUGUUGUUGAACUGCUCCUUGCUGCUGUCAAGAUGCCCCGUGUAUGGCUUCAUAAGCUACGGAAUUAAGGAGUAAGCAGGGUCUCCCAGUUUCACAAUAGGCAUUUUGACUUCCCCUACAGUGAACUUCUGGUCCGGGAAGAAAGUCCCUGCUUUCUGCUUCCUGAAUAGGCCAGUGUUCUGAAAGAUGCGUGUGUCAUGCCCAUUUCUGGAUCACUCUGUGUUAAUGUCCGUGAAAUGCCCACGGUCAUCAAGUGCCUGGAGAACCAUAGAAAAAUACCGUUUGUGAUUAAUGUACUCGGUGGCUAGGUAGUCAAGUGCCAGAAUUGGAAUAUACAUGCCAUCUAUCACCCUCCGCAGUUAAGGAAGCCCAUUUGUGCAAAGCCAUGAACAAUGUCACACACGUUUCCCAGAGUCUCAGUCUUUCAGACCAGGGUGCAAUUAAUGGCCCUGCACAUUUGUCAACACUUGUCCAAUGGAUGACUUUCGUACUCUGAACUGGUUAGAGACUGAUUGGUAGCAAUCUGGAGUAGCCAGCUUCCACAGUGCAAUUGCCAUGUGCUUCUCCAAUGAGAGGGCAGCUCUCAUUCUCGUGUCCUUGCACCGCAGGGCUGGGGCGAGCUCAUAACACAGUCCCAUGAAUGUGGCUUUCCUCAUCCGAAAGCUCUGCAGCCACUGCUCAUCAUUCCAGAUGUGCAUCACGAUGUGAUCCCACCACUCGGUGCUUGUUUCCUGAACCCAAAAGUGGUGUUCCACUGUGGUCAGCACCUCCAUUAAUGCCACAAGCAAUCCCAUGUCAUAGCUACUACUCAUGGCAAAAUCAAUGUUGAACUCCUCUUGUCUUUGUAGUUUAAGUAAUAUCUCCACUGCCACUCGUGAUGUCUUAGUAAGUGCAGACCCAUUCCUACAGACCAAAUAGGCAGAGUGCGCAGUACACAAAUUAUUGAAUGAUGGCGCCAAAUGCAGAUGGAAGCACAGGGAUUGCUGAGAUGUGAAGCAAUGCAUAACAUGGCAUUCACGGAGUGCUGACCACAGUGGAAUGCCACUUUUGGGCUUAGGAAACACCUCCCUCCACCUUCCCAAAACUCUUAGUGGCAGAAAAGGAAGUGAUGUUCAGUGGGAUACCUGCCCAGAGUGCAGCACUCCAAGUACCACUAGUGUGAACAUGCUAUUGCACAGGCAGCUGACAGUGUGAACACACAAUAGCGGUUUCCCUUCAGCGCUCUCUGAGCCGCACUGUAACUCCCAGUGCUAUAGCUCUGUCAGUGUGGACGUAGCCUCAGAGAGACUGACUGCCAGGAUCUCAGGACUGAUCCCCUCUGGGGAAUGAAACACAAAGGCGACAGUCUAUGCAGCCUUCACAAGUCUCCCUGUACCUGAAAAGCCUGCUAGCCCAAAGUGCUGGACCAUCUAUGCCAUUACCUGGUUCCUAAACUGCGACUACAGUUCCUACUCCAGGUGAAUCCAAAGACCGAGAGGUGCAGAGACCCAACCCCUUAUAAUCUUAGGAACAUUUUGUUCCUUUUUCUAUUUUGUGUCUGUUUCUUUUUCUUAACUUGGAGACCUCCCAGCCUUUCUAUUAGAUUGUGUGUAACAGUGUGGCUCAGUGUGUGUGUGUGUCUGGGAACACCUCUGAAAUCUACAAAAGGGACGAUGCUCAGAAGAAUAGUUCCCCAAAUCUUAAUAGCCUUAAAACUCUGCUCUAUGAAAUGACUGAACGCAUGCUCCUCACCUAUGGAAGCAUUGCAAGGAAUUGAGGUCUCAGAUAUGUAUUGUUCAGUGAGAGCUGUUUGAACUUCUUUUACUAAUGUCUUUCUAAGGUCUGUAUGUGCUUUGGGGUGAGAGGACAGGAGAAGUAUUAGCUACACAAUAGUGAAAUCUAAGGAGAAAACUGUAAUUGGCUUUGAGAUUGUAGACUAAAUGUAAGCAAUAAUUUGGUUUUGGUAUUGAAAUAUUCAGCUGGGUAAAUCUGGGAUGCACUGCCUGGGUAAAAAUCUCUGAUUGGGGUUUUGGCAUCACUAAAUAUGCACCUGCCUUCUUGGGUUGCUCUUUUAGAAUUUAUAAGGGUUGAUUUUCUGCUGUGUUAAUCUGAUGGUUUGAUUAAAUUGAUGACUUGAUUCCAAUGCAAUAGCCAUGUUAAAUCAUUGAUUUACUGAUUUGACCUGAACUUUAUCACUGUAUUGUUUAACCCUUAGCUGAGUGAUGUCUAUAAUCAUUUAGCCUUAGUGAUGUGGUGCUCUUGGCUUUUAUUUGUUCAUGUUAAUAAAACAUGUAACUGGGA
Molecule: messenger RNA, 7111 nt
Organism: Malaclemys terrapin pileata
Lineage: Eukaryota; Metazoa; Chordata; Testudines; Emydidae
Product: zinc finger protein 436-like
Exons: 5
Coding region: 92-1906 (604 amino acids)
Biological process (GO): negative regulation of transcription by RNA polymerase II
Molecular function (GO): DNA-binding transcription repressor activity, RNA polymerase II-specific
Source: RefSeq, a predicted model, not a curated record